Messenger RNA from Scophthalmus maximus (turbot), 1254 nucleotides. RefSeq lists its product as uncharacterized. The record is from RefSeq and is a predicted model, not a curated record. Lineage: Eukaryota; Metazoa; Chordata; Actinopteri; Pleuronectiformes; Scophthalmidae. The coding region runs from base 300 to 848 and encodes 182 amino acids. Gene Ontology annotation, cellular component: membrane; cytoplasm. The transcript has 6 exons.
CACGUGUGCCUCUGACCAGAGAGCUGCAACUGCAACUACCAACUUUCUGGUGUGUUUCAACUUCAACACUUUACUCGGCAGGAAAAUCUGCGAUUCCUCUCCAGUGCGCUGAUAAAGGUCUUAUCACAUAUUCUCUGCAACAGUGGCAGAACUUUGACCCGGUGAGAAAACCUGUCUUGUAGUUUCACCUCAGCUCUCCCACAUCGUCAAACAGAACCAAUCAGAGAGCAGCGUGUGUUUCUUUGGUCUUUGAAAUUGCAGGAGAAGGCGAGGAAAGCCAUGCUGGAAGAUUUCUCAUCAUGAACCGAACCUGGGCUCUGUUCAAGGCUCACCCCUACAUCAGUAACGUCCUGGGAUACACGACUCUGUUUGCCUCGGCUGACGUGAUACAGCAGAGCGUGCUGGGUGGGACGCGUGCUGCAGGGUCCUCACCAGAGGGUUCGACUGGCAUCGACUGGUGCCAGACGACACGAGUGGCGACCGUCGGUUUCUGUUUCCAUGCCAACUUCAACUACCACUGGCUCAGGUGGCUGGAGCGGAUGCUGCCAGGGGGUGGAGUGAGGGCAGUGGCAGGGAAAGUCGUGGUGGAUCAGCUGGUUGCAGCUCCUCUCACCAUCAGUGCCUUUUAUAUUGGGUUAAGUUUAUUAGAAAACAGAGAGGACCCACUUGAAGACUGGAGACACAAAUUCUGGACAUCGUACAAGGCUGGAGUGGUAUAUUGGUCAAUAAUGCAGGCUGUGAAUUUUGCCCUGGUUCCCCCUGUGGCACGAACAGUGUUUCUGGGAGGCAUCGCUUUGACUUUCACAAUCUUCCUGUGCCACCUCAGACAACAGCACAAACCCGAAUAAACCCAAGAUCCUCAGCUCCAUUGUGCAAGGUUUUUGUGGAAAAAUAAUGCGAUUAGCUUAGGCUUAUUUAAGGGAGCUGUUCAUUUGCAGAGUCAGGAGAUUUAAUUAUGAAGCUUGAAUUCCUACUUCAGAAAAAUCGUCUGAUUGGCCCACUGCUGUGGGUUUGUGGUGGCUCUCUGUCUUGUUUCGACUUCCCUACAAGAAUACUGUAUGCAAAUGUAAAAUAGGGUGCAACAGUAUCUGAGUUAAAUCCUACUUAUACACUUAUUGGUGAUAUAAUUUCCUUUGAGGACAUAGAGAACAGCAGAGAACAUAAUAAACUGAACAGUUUCAGUCAUACAAGAUUGUUGUUUUUAUUAUCAUACAUGUAUUGUCAUACAUUUACUUCAAAUAAAGGUUAGUGAGA